UUUUGGGUCGUUCUUGGUGGUUUCUCCAGCACUCCCCAUCCCAUCGUCCAUCUUGCAGCGGAGAUCGCCGUUGUCGACAGACAUGCUGUUUGGUGCUGCGGACCCUGGCACGCUGGCACAGCAUGGAAGGAAAUCAUCUUGUGACUGGCCCGCCAAACCUCAGGCUGGCCUCUGGCUAGUCCCUGCGAGUCCAGGACACCCUCCCCCCAAUCGGUGUGCACGCGUGAUCGGUGGCUCAUUCCGUGCUCGCAUACCUGCUGCACCUCACUGCUGCAUCUGCGUGGAUUUCACCUCCGGGCUCUAUUGCAGCCAUCUUUUCCGCCAUUUCUGCUGCCGCGGCGUCGGUGUCCUGUCCGCAUCAUGACGGCCUCGAUACCGCUACUUUGCUACAAUCUUCACUACUACAAGUGGCGUUGAAACGGCCGAGGACGACUGAAACUGUUGAACGAGCACACACAUCUCGCAACCGGUGCCGGACAACGAUCCGCCCUCCUUCAAGCAUCUACCCGUCACACAGAAACCGGAACCUCUGCUUGCCGCCGAACCACAUCUGCACACCUUGCACACCUACAUAACACGCGCCGCAUUGUCACCAGUAUCCCCGCACUCGACAUAUCUUAGACCCGACUUUGAUGCCGAAUGCGCUCAUUUCCACCGGAUAUACGCACACUCUACCGAUCCAUCACGGCCUUCGUAACCUUUUGUUCAAAAAUCUCGUCGGCCAUUGACAUUACCGAGCCGACUUUGUUUUCCGCAUUUUAAGCAAGCUCCAAGCGGUCGCUGUGCCAGACAAGAAGGGCUUGCCGAAAGAACGAGGCGUCUGUGCCUGUGCGAGGUGACGGCUCGACUAACUAACAUAUGACAUUACGCAGACCAACUUGCUGUCCGACUUUCGCCACGACAAACUCCCGCAAACUCUACAGACCGCACGAUCACACGCGUAGCCUUCCGAGUCCGAGCUGCACAUAAACUCUUCCCAGCGCCGACAUCGUCCUAUCUAGACACCUUUCCCCCUGCUGUCCUCGUCCGGGAAACGCACCUCUCUACCUACAACGCCCCAACCCGUUAUGCAUAUUGAAUGCUAAAUAUGGAUUCGGAAGACGGGGAGUUUUUCAUCAAGCAACUGGCGAGCUUCGUGCGGACCCAUGAAAAGGCCCUCGCCAAUGCGCUACAGUUUAGGAGGCAAAACACUCCUCGCCAUGCAUCUUCACAGAGCGUUUCGGUGCUCUCCACCUCGGCCCCCACGGCCUCUUCUCUUCCAGAGCGACCUUCGACGUCUUCAUCGCCUUCGAGCACAUUAGCUGCAGCUCUAUCCCUAGGUUCCUUGAACUUCACAUCCCACAACGUAAAGUCGGCAAAACUGGCUCUUACCGCCCAUCACCUGUUUUAUCUACUUUCCCGAUUCCAAGAGCUGGCUAUUCCUGUCGGCCCCAUGAAGGUUCGCCUGGAGAAUCUGCACGAUAACCGGAAUUCGGGAAAUUAUGUAUCCUUCCUCAGCCAAACGCAACGGUGUAAAAGCCGUGGCUCCGACGUUGGCUCGAUCCACUCUGUUUCCAGCAUCAGGAGUGUUAUGUCAGGCAUGUCUGCUCUAUGGUCGAGUUUUGGAAUCGGUUCUAGCAUAUCUGCCGCUCGUUCCGAGAAGCAGAAGGCUGCCAUCGAGGCUGACCUCAAGUACUUGUACUCUGCUUUCACCAAGAUCCCUUGCCUACGACUUGCCCCCGACUUCCGCGCGCGUCUGAUCAAAGGAUACGAAGAAUUUCCUUUCGACUCGGCCGUCCCUCUUUAUGUCUUCAAGAACGUCCAGGCACUUGAAGUCAGUGAUACAGACUUCAGGCAAUUCUUUGGUUGGGACCGGCUUUCUGAGCAGCUUCGCUCUCUCACACUCAAGCGCGCCAGUAUCGAUGACCCUGCAGAUGUUCUGAUCGACAUCGUUUUGGAUGAUAUGGAUAAGAGACGUCGUCGCUCGUCAAAAGCGCAGUCAUCCCCAACCGGUCCUUGGGCUGCACCAAGUCCUCGGAGAAGUCCCACAAUUCCGCAGGCGGCGCAGAAGUCGAAUUCCCCACCUAGUUCUCCAGAUGCGAGGACGUCCAACACUGAAAUACCAGUUGGCUCUCUCAACAGCGAAUCUGGGCCUGACCAGUUCGGGGCGGCUUUGCACAACCACAGGCGGCCGUCUGUCGUAAGGGUGGACAGCGAUGAGUCAAGGACACCGGCAAAAGACGGGCGACCACGAAGUCACUCCCCGCGCCGGCCUACCAGCUCUAGGAAUGGCUCAAGCAACGUCCGGGGAAGUCACAAGAUUCGUCGAUCCGGGUCUGGAAGCUCACACUCGAGCCUCUCGGACUCCUGGUAUAAUUCUCGUGGAAGUUCUUCCAACUUGCUUGCCAUGGGAACACUUCCUCCCUCCAAGUGGCGUUUCCUCAAGCAUUUGAGCCUCGCAGACAACUCCCUUAGCUCCAUCCCGGCGGCCAGUCUGGCCCCACUUGCGAAUUCUCUCCAUUCUCUCGACUUGUCGGCGAACUUGUUUACCCAGAUCCCCGACAGCCUUGUAACUCUAACAGCCCUCCGCGCCCUGAACCUGGCCCAUUGCAUGAUCGACUCGCUCCAUUCGCUUAUUCGGUGUCCUCUUCCCGCUAUCACAGCCCUCAAUCUCCGCGCCAACCGCUUGACAUCGAUUGUGGGCAUUGAGAAGCUUUACCCCCUGGAAAGACUGGACUUGAGGGACAAUCAAAUUACCGAUCCUAUGGAGUUGGCGCGUCUUACUGGUAUCCCCGAACUCCGGGAAAUCUACGUGGAGGGCAAUCCUUUUACGCGAAUUCACCGUGACUACCGCAUCACCAUCUUUAACCUGUUCCGUCAAACACCGGGAUAUACUGAAGACAUCACUAUCGACGGGUCAGGGCCCAGCUACUCAGAGAGGCGGUAUCUUCAUGAAAGGGCGGCAGAGCUACCGGCUGUCCCUGUCAUCAAGCCCCCACCCCAGGAAUUGCCUGCGGUGGAUGUCAGCAAGCCUACAUUUGUAUACGAGCCGCCCCCAAGAGAACCGGCUGUCCUUAGGAAGGAGAGGCCCAUGCCCAAAAGCACAACAAGCGAACUCAACACUGCGUCUACGCGCCGUCGGAAAGCACCCAAACGACGUAUUGUGGAUCUCGCUACUAACGAGACGCCUGCUCCUGUGACUCUGGUCGAUGAUCGCAGUAGACCUGGCGAGAGAGCGGCUUCGGGUCAUAACGAACAUUAUCGUAUUUCACAACCCACCGAGAUCCAUGCUUCUCAAGAAACACUUGCGGCUAGCCCUUUGCCCGACGCUCGAGCACCCGCCGAUAUCCCCAGGAUUGAAUCCACCGUCAUUCCCAGCAUAACUCCCCUUUAUCCCUCCCACAAGAGCUCAUCCGAGUCUCAGUCGUGGAGGGAUAAUGGCCACUGGGAUGUCGACGGCGAAUUGUACCGUCGGAAGAUCGAGUCGCUUCGUGACAAAGUGGGGAGCCGCUAUCUGAGUGCACUCAAUGAGGAAGGAUGGGAUCCUACUUCGCUUCCGCCCAACUACUGCGAGGGCAACUUUGGUGCUCCCUCUCCCUUACUUGCGGACCCUACAGCUCCUAGAGCCGCAUCCGUGCAGGCGAUCCAUAGUGGUCGGACACUUGGAUGAAGUCUUAUUAUGAUAUACCCCCCCAGGCUUGUUAAAAAAAAAGGCAUGUUUUGACUUUGGAGCGUUGUAUAAGUCGUAAGCUGUUCGCUGGACGAUGCUACGAUGCCUCCUCGCUACCUCUACGCAUUCCCUCCUCCAAACCCUUCAAACACUUGUGUAGGAUUGGACUGGGCUGGUUUGCAUUUACAUUACACAAGAAAAGAGAUAUCCUAUAGGCAUAGCGUAUUGGCGUUUUGGAAUGGGAGGGCGUUGAAGGAAGCGGGAGAAAUAUGAUUGUAUAACCCAACCCGCCACACCUUUUUGCCAUUCUUCCUGUGUGUUCUUUUUAGCUAUGCCCGUUUUCUUUUGUAUGCUGGAGCUGUUGCAUCUUGAACCUGUUGGAAGAUUUUAUCUUUUAGGAUGGUGGAAAUUUGAUGCUUCUUCAUCGAUGGGCAUUGAUAUCCACACGGCCUACAAAUCUUGUCCAUUUGUGGACCUGAUUUGGUCACCCUUUCCUUUUUCCCCUUAUCCGGACAAGUUUCAGUAACAGGUGGCUAGCCGGUGGCAGCAUUGAAGUUUGAAAGAGUAAAGACAGAAUGAAUGGUGGGAGGCAUUGCGAAUCCUUUUGACAGCCCAAGAGCUGAGGCAUGAUGAUGACGACGAUGAUGAUGAUGGGUGGAAGCUUGGGUGGGAUUGAUUGAUUUCCUCGUUAUUGGCGUGUCUUAUGAUGAUGACGAUGAUGAUUGGCGUUAUUUUCGAGGGCAUUUGAGAGAGAUUUGAAAAAAGCAUUGCAGAGUACAGCAAGAAGUGAGACAUUAUGUAUACUGGUUUCUCACAAAAUUGGGUUUCCCUGAAACUUCAUGUCCGCGUCUUCUUUAUCUGAUGGCUGUUACAUCUGCUUCAGUCCUUUGCAUUCAUUGUACGCCUCGAUUUGAUGUUGCAGAAGGGGAGAAUUUGUGCGGACGCUCAAGAGUUGCAGUUUGUAGCAGUUCAAAUUGACGAGCUAUUUGGUUGCCAUUGCAAAUAUCAUCCAACCUAGAGCACGAGGGUUCGAAUAGGAAGAUGUCUCUUGUCUUGGAACAAUGGCAAAUAACACGGUG
Molecule: messenger RNA, 4728 nt
Organism: Neurospora crassa OR74A
Lineage: Eukaryota; Fungi; Ascomycota; Sordariomycetes; Sordariales; Sordariaceae
Product: leucine Rich Repeat domain-containing protein
Exons: 2
Coding region: 1079-3649 (856 amino acids)
Cellular component (GO): cytoplasm
Molecular function (GO): protein kinase binding
Source: RefSeq, a predicted model, not a curated record